AUGGACACAUCUGUGCUGUUUCUUUCUAUUCUGUUAUCCUAUCUUUUGCUGGCUGACUGCUCUGAGCUCCCAUUCCAGGAGAGGAUGCUUCUCAAAGCCUUGGGAUUAAAUGGACGACCGAAACCUGUUGCUCCAGGUCCUGUACCGAAGACCCUGUGGAAAAUUUUUGAGAAGGGUGUUAAUGCAGACAAUCCAUGUAGGAUGGAGGGAUUUCAAGUACCUGGAAAUAUUGUUAGAUCCUACAGAGAUCAAGGGCCUUUAAGCUCCAGCAAUAUGUCUCCUGGACCAUUAUGCCUCAGAAAACACCUCUUCUUUGACCUUUCUGUAGUGGAAACAAAAGAACAAUUAACACUCGGACAACUAGAGAUGAAAUUUAAGCACAACAGGUAUCAAGGGCAGGAAUUCCAGCUUCGAUUGUAUCGUCCUUUGCACAUGGCCUUAAAGAGCAUGAGAGACCACAACACCAAUAGGAAACUUUUGUUUGCUCAGUCAUUCCAACUUCAUCAUAAGUCUCUUUCUUUCAACCUUACAAAGGUGACUCAAGACUGGACCAACAGAAAGAACAAUAUGGGACUCAUUCUGGAAAUAUUUGCCGAUGGUAAUACUAGCAUGGCGAAUCAUGUUUAUUCCUCUUGUGAGCAAGUCCAUUCCUUCAUCCAGGUUUCUUUGCUCACCGUUUCACUCGACCCCACCAGUUGCAAAGCAGCACGUAUCAAGAGAAGCCCAGAACCUUUACUGCCAACUCCCAGCAAUAUUUGCAAAAAGAGGAGACUAUAUAUUGACUUCAAGGAUGUUGGCUGGCAAAAUUGGGUUAUUGCCCCUCGGGGUUACAUGGCUAACUACUGCCAUGGUGAGUGUCCCUAUCCACUGACUGAGAUGCUGAAGGGCACGAACCAUGCGGUCUUGCAGACACUGGUGCACUCUAUAGAGCCAGAAGUAACACCCUUGCCUUGCUGUGCUCCAACUAAGCUCUCACCCAUCUCCAUGCUCUAUUAUGACAACAAUGACAAUGUUGUAUUAAGACAUUAUGAAGAUAUGGUAGUGGAUGAAUGUGGCUGCAAAUGA
Molecule: messenger RNA, 1065 nt
Organism: Bufo bufo (common toad)
Lineage: Eukaryota; Metazoa; Chordata; Amphibia; Anura; Bufonidae
Product: derriere protein-like
Exons: 2
Coding region: 1-1065 (354 amino acids)
Biological process (GO): SMAD protein signal transduction; BMP signaling pathway
Cellular component (GO): extracellular region
Molecular function (GO): cytokine activity; growth factor activity
Source: RefSeq, a predicted model, not a curated record